Messenger RNA from Closterium sp. Naga37s-1, 5532 nucleotides. The record is from the annotation of a GenBank genome assembly. NCBI's taxonomy places the organism in Eukaryota, Viridiplantae, Streptophyta, Zygnematophyceae, Desmidiales, Closteriaceae.
AUGGGCGGUAAAGGGGAGGACGAUGACGACCACAAGGGUCAGUCGCCGCCGUCACAGCAACAGCAGGCGCAGGACGCCAAGGAAAAGGCCGGGAAGAAUUCGUCAUGCCAUUGGACCCCUGAGGAGGAUAAGAUUCUGCUGAACCACGUGAUGCGCUACGGCAGCCGCUACUGGGGGCUGCUGCAAGCCACGGGGCAGCUGCCUCAGCGGGACCAGAAGUCAUGCUGCAACCGCUUCCUGCUCCUAAAAAAGCGAUGUCUCGGGACAACAUCUGCGGUGGUCGUGGAUGCUUCUCACGCCGCAGCGGCUCCCGCGCAGCCCGCCGCACAAACUCCGUCAGCACCGUCAGCGUCGCCAGCACCGUCAGCACCAGCAUCACCGGCACUGCAAUCAGCGCCGGUAGCAUCACCGUCCCUCCCGUCUCCCACUCUCUCAUCACCAGCACCCGCAGCGGUGUCAGCAGCUGUCGGAUCUGCCGCCCUUACCGCCACGCGCAUCCAGCCGUCAGCGCCGGCCUCGUCUCCCGCCAGUGGGCCGCGUGCGGGGUCGUCCAGUGCCGUGAGCACCAGCGGUCUCGUUCCCUUAGGAUCGCCUGCUCCCGGACCCGCUUCCGUGUCGCCGCUGUCGCCGUCUCUUUCACCGUCUCCGUCAACUCUACCUGUUUCCCCAGCGCAGCCAGUAGGCCAGUCGACGACGUUAACACAACCUGACGUUCGUGCGACAGAGCAAGCAGUCGAUCAAUGUGCUCCCGCUGGCCAUGUCCCGUCGGGAAAGGACGUUUCCUCACCGCGCGCGCUCGUAAACGCAGCGGCUGUAGGCGGAGAAGUUGCGGGUACUGCGCAGGUGCGGGUGAAAGCGGAAGAGGAUUCGGCAGUGAUAGCGGGAAGAACGUUGGCGGAUGCGGUAGCAGAAGCAGCCGCGGCGGCACUUCCGGCGCGGAGCGGUGUUGCGUGCGGUGGCGCGGGAGUGAAGGCGGAGCAGUGCGAUGCUGCCGGAGAGAGCGGGGUGUCUGCUUGUAGCGGGGAUGAAGGUGUAGCAGCAGGCGGUUCUGCUGCUGCUGGACCUGCCACGGUUGCAUCUACCAGCGGUGCUGGUGGCAGCGGCAGCAACGGCGGUGCGCGUAUGGCGCCCGUUCUUCUCACCAGUGUCACACCGGACCUCAUGUCCGCGGGGGCCGCAGUGGCCGCCGUGCCGCUGCCGUCGGUCAUCGCCACGCCGUCGGAGCGCAAGCGCAACAACAAGGUCGUCGCGUGCCGCAUCGCGCUGCUGCUACAGCAGGUCACCCCGCGCCCUCCCUCCGCGCCCACCGCAUCCGCUGCCGGGGGGGCUUCUGCUGCGGGCGCCACUGGUGAUUCUUCCGCCGCCGCGGCUGGCGGAUCCGGUGAUUCCGCUCCCGCGCUGGCCGCGUCUGCGCCAUCGUCCAUCCGCGCGUCGCCAUCAGCAGUAGGGGGCCCGUCCACCUCCACGGUUGCUUCCGCUGUACCCGCUGCUUCCGCUGCCCCCGCGCCAUCACCGCUAGGUUCCGCCGCGCCCGCGCUCCGCUCCGGAUCUGGAGCAGCCGGACAAGGGGGGAAGUGCGUGAAGAUGGAGGGUGCUGACGUGGGCAGCGGAUCUUCCGCUCGUUAUAAUCACCACAUCCCGCCUGGUCAAUGUGGUCAGCAGCAGCAGCAGCAGCAGCAGCAAAAUGCAGCUUUUUACCAGGGUCAACAGGAGCAACAGCAUCAACAGGGCGUGUGCAGCUUCCCGAAUAUAGCCGCGAACCAACAGAGUGCGCACACAAGCGAGAAGGGCCGCGCGGGGACGCGCCCGGGAGCUGCGAAUACCGACGACGCUACGCCGCCAGCACCGCCUUUAUCCCCCGCGUUCCCCGAUUCUUCCCCCGACCACCUUGUGCGCUGCCACUCCGAGCCCUGCGCCUCCGCCGUUCCGCAUGCACCCGCCUCAACCGCUUCCGCCUCGCCGUUCUUUCCGCCGCAGUACCAUCGUCCUUCCCCCGCUGCCAGCCUUCCCGCUUCCACCUCCCCUUACCCCUCCCGCUGCCCUGCUUCUGCCGCUGGCGCACGACUGACCGCCGCGCACUCCGCGCAUGUGUCCCCGUCCGCGGGGACUUACGCUGCGACAGCCGCUGCAAGCGCGGAGAACGGUACCCCACCGGCCGCGCACCUUAUUUCCCCGUUCAUCCAGCCGCCCGCUACUCCCACGUUUAUCCCCGCUUCCUGCCCUUCCGCCAACCGCGCGCUCUCCCCGCUCCUCCUCUCCCCGGCCGCCUUUCCGCUCGACGAUCCCGCGCCCGUUUUCUCGUGCAACUUUCACCCUCCCGCCGUCACCGGCGCACGACCGCUGCCUCCGCCGCUUCCGCAAUGCGCGGAGCAUGCCCCCCCGGGUCAUCCCCUGGGGCGGAGACCGCGCAGGCUAGCUUUCGGCGGCACUUCCGCCGCAACUCCCGGCGUCUCUUCCGCUGGACCCACUGGCCGUCCUCCCGGUGUCUCUGGUGUCGAUGCUGACGUCAUUACAGGCAGCAAGGCGAUGGGCGGAAGAGCGGGUAUCGCGCGGCGGAAGCGGCAGGCGUGCAGCAGCAGCACUGGCGGAAGCAGCAGCGUGGGGCGCGGGGAUGGCGGAAACGAUGCGGGUGAUGUCGCGGGGCAUGAGAUGGCGCCGGCGGACGGCGCUGGCGCUGGUGCUGCGCGGGGAACGACGGCGGAAGCGGAGGAGGAGCAGGGAAGAGCGGACGGGGGAGAGGCGCUUGGGGAUGCUGGGCGGAGCGGAAGCAGCAGCGAGCAGACCGGAGCGGGUGGUGGGGGGGAAGGGGAGUGGGAGCGAGGAGCGAGAGGCGACGUGAAGCGACACGCCGUGGAGACCGCGUCACGGCCCGGCAGCCCUUCGCACGCCCCUCUCGUUCUUCUCGCGCCGCAUGGUGCCCUGCCCGCUGCCACCGCACAUGCCGCUGUGGGUGGACACAUGUCCUCCGCCGUCGCUGGCUCUAUCACGCGCAGCCCGGGGAGCAGCGGGUCAGCGUUCUCCCCCGCCAUGCGCGCACAGCAGGCGCAGCAGCAGCUGCACAGAUGCGACGGAUAUGGAACCCAUGCGCACGCGCACGCGCAUGCACACACACAGGCGCUUGCGUGCGCUCACGGACAGUCGCCCAUUGUUCACAACGCGCCCACGCCUUCCUUUCCUUCCCCAUCGCCGGCACCCCCACCAACCUCAGCACCAAUGUCCCCUAACCCCCGGCUGGGCCCUUCUCGAAGCGCGCCCGUGACGCCCGCAUCAGGGUCGUCCGCCCUCGGCGCGCAUCAUCACCGGCAGCAGCAGCAGCAGCAGCAGGAGGAGGCGCAGCACGCGGCGCUGCACAAGAGCACGUCGGCGGACUCGUUCCUGGCGGGUAUGCGCUGCCUGCUUCCCCUGGGUCGCACCACCUCGCACCGCUGGUUCGCCCCCGCCGCUGCGCCGCUCGGCGAUGCGCCUCUUCCGCCACCGCAAGCGCCGCACCCCGUGGGGGGGCCUUCUAGCGUGGCGGCCGCAGCAGCGGACGACAUGGCGGUGUUCUCGCUGCCCUCGCCGCACCACCCGCUUGCCGCCAGUCGCCUACGCCCCCGCGCUGCGCCGCCUCCGCCGCUCUUCCUCUCCGCCUCCUCCGCGUCCUCGCUUCAAGCGCUGGUGGAGGAAUCAUUCCCGGGCGGCCUGCACCCUGCUGCGCUCGCUGCCGCGGCUGCCACUGGUGCCGCUGCUGCUAAUACCCCUGCCGCCACGGCCGCUGCUGGUGGCGCAGGUGCGGCACCCCCGCUGGCUGCACGCGCGAGCGGUUUCGAGGUUGCGCCUCUUGGCGCGGGCGAGCGGGAAGGCGCAGGCGCGGGCGCGGUGUGCGAGGUGAUGAGCGCGGAGGACGAGGAGGCGGAGCAGGAACGCAUGGCUGCGCGCACCCUACUCCGCGUGCUGGAGCUGUGGCCGCAUGCCAUGCUCGCAUUCGGAGGGGAGGGAGAUGAGGAGGAGGAGGAAGGGGAGGAGGAAGGGGAUGGAGCAGGAACAAAGCUCCACCAGGGAGAGGUCGUCAGCGCUCUGCACACUGCUGCUGCUGCUGCUCACGCGAGCAGCGCGGCACGGCAGGAUGGCGUAGCAGUCAAGGGCGGGGAGGCACAAGGUGCAGAUGGCAGUGACGGGCAGCAGCAGCAGCAGCAGCAGCAGGCUCUUGGAGGUGACUUGCACUUGGGCCGAGGUAGGGACGCAAGGAGUGGCGGGAAUGGCACGGAGAUGAGUGGACGGCAGGUGAAGAUGCUGCCACAGCAGGCAGAGGAGGAUGGCAGGCACGAGAGGCAGGUGUUGGGGCAGAAGCGCGUGAACCCGGCGCCCCUGGACCUGCCUGUUGCCAAGCGACUGGCCAUGGCCACCCACAUGCCCCUCCGCCAUGCUGUUGCGGCUGCUGCUGCACCUGCUGCUGGGGAGGCGUCUGCCAGCACCGCUGCUGCUGCCGCCGCGGCUGCUGCUGCUUUGGGGCUUUCAGCUGCUACGGCUGUGGAUAAUUCUCACAGUGGUGGUGGUGGUGCUGUGAAUGCGCUGGUUGCGAAUGGCAGCAGUGGCCAGGUUGGUUCAGGAUGGGGGGUGGAGGAAGAGGACAGCGAAGAGGAGACAGCUGUCCCCAUCCAUCAGCAGCACCACCACACAACACCUGCUCUUGCAGCGUUUACAACCAGUGCUACAGCCGGCACUGGCGGCACUAGCAUGGGAACAGCAGCACACACGGCCGCAAGUCAUGAAGCAUCAGCUGUGGCAGGCAGCAGCAAGUUGGCGAGGGGCGCGUGUGGCAACAGCAGUAGCAGCAGCAGCAGCAGCAGCAGUGCCGGGGCGGGGAGCGGAGUGAGUGAGAGUGUGAUGGAGUACCUGCAGACCAUGGACGACCUCCCAGGCGCGUCCGUGCUGCUGCUGGACAAGACCAGUGACUCAGACAGUGACCACCAUGGUGCCCUGCCGGGCAGCGGUGCCGUGGGCGGCGAGGCAGCUGGAGGGGGACUCCAGCAUGCGGAAUCACCUGCUCCGCCUGGCCCGUUCCUCUCUGCGUCUGUUGCUGCGGCUGCUGUUGCUGUUGCUGCCACUGCUGGUGGUGGUGGCAAGGCAGUGUGUGAGGCGAUGGCAGUGCAGGAGGAGGGGGGGGCAGCAGGAGGUGCCGUGGGGGGGUGGCACAUGGACGUGGACUCUGCACCGCCUGCUGCUACCGCCGCCGCACACACAGCUGCUGCUGCCCCAACCACCAAGCACGCGGUGCUACCACCUGCGGCUGCAGGCUGCCUGGGGAAGGCCUCUCAUACGCCUGACGCCUGUGUGACUCUUGCCGCCUGGCCGCACCUGCAUGCUGCUGGCAUAGCUGGCAGGGGAGCCGUGGGUGCUGCUGCUGCUGGUGGUGGAGGGGCGGUGGGUGCAGGGGUGGAGAGGAGCAGGGCGCGCGGCAGCUUGGGGGGGUGCUGCUUGGAUGUGGAUGCACAAGGGGUGGGUGCACGCACAUACAGUGUCACUGCCUGUGCCUCCAACCUUGGCUUCUGA